Molecule: messenger RNA, 1132 nt
Organism: Tetranychus urticae (two-spotted spider mite)
Lineage: Eukaryota; Metazoa; Arthropoda; Arachnida; Trombidiformes; Tetranychidae
Source: RefSeq, a predicted model, not a curated record
UUAUUAGCUCCCAUCACCGUAACAACAUGAAAUUAUCAUAAAAUUUUAAGUCAUUUUAAUUCUAGAGGAUUCUUAAUUUCCAUCAUAUAAAGUGAGUUUUUUCAACCAACCAAUCAUUACUGAAAACAACUUCGAUAAGUUCAAGCUAUCCGACUGAUUUAAAAUUUGUGAAUCUUUCCAAGCAAUCUUUACUUUGUUACUACAGUUAAAACUACUUGUCAUCUCAACCUCCAACAACAAUUCAAAAUGACUUGCCCUCGACGCGUAGCUUCUAUUCAUAUUCCUCCAAUAAUGAUGAACCCUUUUGGCUUUGGUAUGCAUAAUCGAAACAUUUGGAAUCAAGCAAGUCAAGUUUUCGAAGAAAUCCAACGUAUUGCUGAACAUUUAAAUCAAAAUUGUGAUUCAGCCGCAACUGCGGCUUGUUCAGCUUCAUCUUCAAAUAAUCAAACAUCGGCUGCUGCUCAUGUUGCUGGACCUUCAUCUGCUUCUUCAUCUAAUGGUGAUGCUUAUGAAGUGAAAAUUGAUGUUCAAUAUUUCAAGCCUGAGGAGAUCAAUGUUAAAUUGAUUGCUACAAAUACCCUGAUCAUUGAGGCUAAACACGAGGAAAAAUCAGAUGGAGAUGGAUUUGUGGCUCGAUCUUUUACUCGGCGCUAUUUGAUCCCAGACAGUUAUGAUACGCAGAAAAUUGAAUCACAAUUGGGUCUUGAUGGCAUCUUGACUGUUAAAGCUCCAAGAAAGCGGCUUGGAGGUGCUAAUGGAGACAAAAUUAUACCAAUUACAUUGACCUCCAACCUGUCAUCUAAUCCAGUAAUUGUCACACAACCAGAAACAGGAUCAACAUCAUCAAUAACUGAGCAAACUGCUAAAGAUGGUAACAAUCAACCAAUUUCUGCUCCAGAGAAGCCAGAAGUUUCCAAAAAUGAUUAAUUAUUUGUCAUUUAGUCAUUUCAUUUAGAGUUUGUUUAUACAGUUUAUACAAAUGUGUUUGUAAUGUGUCAAACUGUUGACAAAUUAUUAUCUGGAUGACAGAAAAAGAUGUAAACAUGUUAUUCAAAUAUCAUCUUUUUUUCCUCAAUUUAUACUAUUUACUUUUGAAUCAUUGUUUUACUGGAAUAAAGUGACACCCAAUUGA